UGUUUACUUCCUCCUCCGAACAACCCCGGGCGACAGGCAAUAUUAAUAUGCAUUUAAUGCAGUGUGUGUGAACAAGCUUUCUCGAGGUCAGACGAAUUUUAGUUUAUAAUUGGGGCAUUUCGACGACGAUAUCAUUAAUACCAUUGUGGCACACUGAAGAUAGCUCUACUCUUAUGGGCAAGGCCUGGUUCGGAGGCUCUGGAGAUCUUAAUCUGGUUUUUAACAAUCGGGUGGAGGGGCCACGUACAGGACAGGAGAUCAGCGGUCUGCGGUGAUCUGGGCAUGGGACAACAUUCCUGCAAGGAUUAUGGUGGCGUGGUGUCAUUAAUGGUCUUCUUAUUGACUGUUACGAAUGGGGAAUAUGUCGAUAAUGAUGGCUUGAUGUGUUAUAAGCCACCCCCACCAGCAACAAAUGAAAGUGAUCAUGGACUUUUUGAGUUUGCUGUGUCGGUUAAAACACCUGAAAGUUCUAUCAUCGGUAUUGCAGUAAAUGCCCAAGUCAUAUCCCAAACCCUGAGAAUUAGGCAUACUGAGCAAUGUAGCGUUUCUGGUCAUAUUGUGGUUAACAUAUCAGUUCCAAUUGUGCCCCUGAGCCUAGACUGCAAGUACAACAAGCCAGUUCAGACACCAAUACCAAUUUGGCAUUCAGUACACAUUACUGAUGAGUAUCUAAGCAGUGGAACAUCACUCAUUGAGGGAAUGGUAGAUUUUAAUGACAUUGUAGCAUCAGAUGAUGACCUUAAUGGCACCUGCCAAGUGACUCUACCUAUAAGCACAGGAAUUCUUAAGGGGCUACCAAAUAUUACCCUAGACUUUGACCUCAAAAUCUUAGGCUGUCCACAUGGUAUGUAUGGACUAUACUGUGUGCAACAAUGCACAUGCUUUGAGGGUGUUGAGUGUCAUCCGUUCACAGGAGCCUGUAUUUGCCCUAAAGGACUGCAAGGAAAAAUCUGCAAUUCUGCCACUCCUAUGGUAGUGACUGAACGUACGACUGUAUUUGUACCAUUUGGAGAACGUGUGGAUCUGAUCUGUGUAGUCUAUGGAAUGUACAAUCCAAUUAUGCAGUGGAAAAAAGGUGAAUCAUACCGGACCACAAAAAUCAUCCAUGCAAAUACACCGUAUUCUCCAAGCCCAAUUCAUAUGAUAACGAAGGUCGAAGCCACCACUGCAGCUGUAAAUGGGGUGUACACCUGUAGAGUGGAGAAUGCAGGGGUUGUCUACCAGAGUGAUGUCAACCUUAUCGUUACAGAUAUUCCACAGCCAUUUCUAGAAGGUCCAGUGAACGAGACGAUUGUCUUCAAACAGGGUACAAUGUUCCGCUGUCGAACCAAACCCCAAGCGGGUGCCCUGGCGUGGAUGAACGGUAACCAUAAAGUGCUGUCAAGGAACACGUCAACUGGGCCGUACAUAGUGGAGCAAGGUCCCGAUGAUGUGUCGCUCAUUUUCGAUGAGGUUAGGUUUGAGGAUGCUGGGAUGUACCGGUGCAUUGUUGGCCACAAUGGGGCCAAUGACUCGGUCAGCUUGGAUGUGUGGCUCGUGGUUCAGAGUCAAGGUAAAAAGCCGUUCAUCGCAACUUCAUUCCAGAGUGGACUACAAAACGACACCCUGAGGUUGUCUGAAGAUGAAGAAGUGGUUUUAGUUUGCGAGGUUGACAAGGUCUAUCCUGAACCUGUUAUCAGCUGGUUGCUUGGUAACGAGAGCCUCACUACCAAUGCCAAGGUCACCUAUGAUUACUCGGAUGAUGGUGUCUCGUUUAUUGUGCGUAGUCUCCUGACUCUCAAGCCAACUUGGGAUGAUAACGGCAAGGCGUUAGUCUGCGUCUCCAAGGUGCCUGACUUUAAUGAGGACCACAGCAGGGUCGUUGACUUGGAUAUAUCGUAUGCUCCUAAGGUAACUGUUCAUCCCAAGGGGGAGACGUUCCAGCCAGGGACCAGUCCUUCAUUUAAAUGUAGCGCCUUUGCCAAUCCAUCUUCCAACAUGACAUACACGUGGCUUCUCUCUGAGCAGAACAACACAAUCAUGAAGCACUUCAAUGGCGACUCAGUUCGAAUACAUGAUCUAAAGCCCCAUCACAACAAGGCGUCUCUCACCUGCAUGGUUUCAAAUGAUAUUGGGGUUAACAGUGACAGGGCUGUCAUCAGAGUCUUUGGAGGAUCAAACCCAAAUACAGUUAUACUUCAUUACACAGUGAUGGUCGUGGCCCUAGCGGCAGUCAUUAUUCUGAUAGUCGUCAUUCUCAUCAUUAUAUUCAGACAUCGAACCAAGAUAAAUAAGCUUUUCUUCAACCGUCAUAAGCUGGCUGGUGACAAAUUACAUGACAUCUUCGUAGCUUACAAGGGCGGAGGGGAAGAGGAGGACUUCAUCCGCCUGUCUCUGAUUCCAAAGUUGGAAGAGUGGGGAUGUGACGUGUGCAUCCACUACAAGAAUUUCAAGCCUGGUGCAGAAAUUACUGACAACAUCCAAACUGCCGUCUCCACCAGUCGCAAGACCAUCCUUGUCUUGUCCCCAGACUUCAUGGAAAGUGAAUGGUGCUAUUAUGAGUUUCUGUGCGCCAUGGAUGAGAUGCUGCGGGACCAGACUGACAUCAUCCCUCUCAUGUAUCAAGACAUCCAACACUUGGAGCUGUGUGACAGCAUGCAACAUCUUCUUCAGACGGUGUCGUACGUGCCCUGGCUGGGCGGGGACGGGGCGCAGGGCCAGACAGAGAGGUUCUGGAAACCGCUGAAGCGUGCUGUGGAGACUCAUCUAAAUGUUAAUAGAGUUAUAGGAGCGGACGGAAUUAAUGAUGAUGGUUGUGUCUUAAAUGACCAUGACGAAAUUGAACUUAUUCCAUAGUGUAUAAGCUAAUUCUGCCCCGUUUCAAAUCAUGGUAAAUAACAAAGAGAGUUUGUGAUUGGUAAUCACCACCACAAGCUGGUCUGUUUCUCGACAUUUGAACUAGGUGGUCCAAAAACAAAAAAGGCCUUUGGGGAUCCCAAAACCAAUCCAGUAUGCAUGGUUGAAAUAUGAAGAAAAAAAAACGCUUCUCGUGUUGUUGCACAGACAUUUCUUUUGCAUUAAAGACCUUGACAUUUGACAUUGUUCAACCCUAAAUGAAAAAGGAACAAUAUGAACACUUACCCUGAGAGAGAUGUGGCUUACUCUUGUGUUUCUAGCAUUGGUUUAGCCUUGAAAUGGCACAAUGGAAAUUCAAAACAUUAUUAUUAUACAACAAAAUCUGUAUAAUUUCUUUUUACCCUUACAGUGUAUUAAGCACUUGGUACUUUC
Molecule: messenger RNA, 3267 nt
Organism: Asterias rubens (European starfish)
Lineage: Eukaryota; Metazoa; Echinodermata; Asteroidea; Forcipulatida; Asteriidae
Exons: 16
Coding region: 283-2835 (850 amino acids)
Biological process (GO): signal transduction
Source: RefSeq, a predicted model, not a curated record